GUCAUGAAAGUGUUUGUAAACAACUCUGUCAGAAGGUAACUUAUUAGCCGCACUCGUAUCGUCAGCUCUGUCAGUUACUCAUACGUGUCAGCAAAUGGCGAAGCAAACUGGAGUCGGACCAAUUCCCACACAUAUCCUUGAGUGUCAAAACAUCCCCCAAAGUGUCCCUAAUCUUGGGAUAUGAAGGGUAUUUGAGCUCACGCUUUCUCAAUGUCUUUAAGCCGACAGGAUGACACCACUGUAACCUCAGUGACUAAUUCAAAGCCUUGUCAGUAGCCAUAGUGUUCCUGUUGUAGAUCAUCGAGAUCCCUUUCAGUACCUGUGCACUGCUGCCCUGUUGGAAUAAGAUGCCUUGGCCAUUUUCUGAGUCUAUCAAGAAGCGGGCAUGCAGGUACCUACUGCAUCGGUACCUUGGCAACUUUCUGCAAGAAAAGCUGAGCUUGGAUCAGCUCAGUUUGGACCUUUAUCAAGGCACUGGAUCACUUGCACAGGUGCCACUGGAUAAAUGGUCGCUAAAUGAGCUCCUUGAAACAGCGGAUGCUCCUUUUGAGGUGAUUGCAGGGUUUAUCCAGACAAUUUCUCUAACCGUCCCCUGGGCAGCCCUGCUACAGGAAAACUGUGCCCUGGAGGUCAAGGGUUUAGAAAUGGUGCUCAGACCAAGGCCAAGAGUGGCAUCUGGUACUGAGCCCAUGUACUGGUCCAGUUUCAUGACGAGUAGUAUGCAGCUUGCCAAAGAAUGUCUGAGCCAGAAACUCACAGAUGAUAUGGGAGAGAGCUUCCAGCCUUUUGAGGGAUUGGAGAAAUUUGCGGAAACUAUAGAGACAGUUCUGAGGAGAGUUAAAGUGACAUUUUUGGAUACUGUUCUUCGAAUUGAACACAUUCCUGAAAAUUCCAAAACUGGAAUCGCUCUUGAAAUUCGAAUCAACAAGAUUAUUUAUUGUGACGAGACAGGCGAAGAAAGUUCAAGUGUGAAUGUGCACCAACCAACAACAUUUGCACAUAAAAACCUGCAGAUGGAAGGCAUCACCGUGUUUUGGGAUGAGUUUUCAGACAUCUCCCGUGCUGGUUGUAAAUCUUCGCCCACUCAAACGGAAACUGAGCCAAAACUCUCACCUAGCUGGAAUCCCAAAAUAAUAUGUGAGCCUCACCCCCAGUUCACAGAACCUGUAUCCUCUACAACACCGUUUGAACCUGUGCAGGUUGGGAGCCUCUGUGGUAAAAUCGAGUUGUCCCUCACUCUGAAAAAUAACCUGGCUAUGCCUGGAGCAAAGCUGGAUGUUGUUGGGCAUAUUGACACACUUAUUAUUCUGCUAUCCCCUCGCCAAGUUCAUCUUCUUCUUGACUUGUUUGGAGCCUUCUCUGGUGGAGCUGCACAGGAGUGGGCAAAGGAUAGAAAAAGCCGACCGAUGCAGCAGGAGGACGAGUAUCGACUCCACAUGGAACUGAACCGCUGCCUGAAGAAGGAUACUGCUGUGGCAGGAGCAGACCCGGACCUCUUUGAGAGUCAGACCACCAGAACUGUGUCUAGUCGAGAUGAUGUGUUCUUCUCCAUGGCUGACAUGGACAUGUCUCACAGCUUAUCAUCUCUCCCUCCUCUGGGUGAACCACCCACUGUUGACUUGGAUUUGUCACUUAAUAGCAACUACUCUGCAUCCCCUGGAGAAUCUCCUUCUGGCAACGCAACAGCUCUGUGGGAUGAUUACAUGGAUGUUCCUCGACAAAGAGAGAAGCAGACAAAUGAAACUCCCGUCCAGUCAAGGGAUUCACAGCUCCCUCAAAAAUUACUGAGACAGACCUCCCAUCCAUCCAAAACACAUGGCGAUGAGUCUAGGCCAGAGCUGGUGCUUAAACUGACUCUGAGUAGCCUGGCGGUCUCGGUCCUCCACAUCGACCCACUGCCACCACCAGAUGCUACACCCAGUCCACUCGGCCCCUUGGCUGCACACUUCUUCAGCAUGGUGGGGCCUGGGUGCCUCUCUCCAGCUGCUUUUAUUCAGUCCCGAAUGGUGUUUAACCAGGCCUGUCCCCAUGACCAUCUCAGGUUUGUGGGCCAGGGCCUGAAGAUUAACUAUGAGCACUGUCAGGGAUCCAGCCUGCGCACUUUCAGCACAGACGUCUCCCUUAAUCAGAUGGAGUUUCUGGAGUGUCUCUUCCCAUCUGAGGCUGUCAUUGGCGGCUACCAAAGAGGCAUUCAGUACACAGAGCUCCUGACAUUUGACACCUUAGCCGGUGCUGAUGCGCCGCUCACCACCUGCCUUCACCUGCUUUACAAACUGGCAGAGCGGAGAGGUCCUCAGGGGGGCCAAGUUCGCCUUAGCACCAUCCCUAGGAAAGCUGAGAUCCAGGUGGAGCUGGGUCGUGUGCGCUCUGAGCUCGACAUCAGCAUUGUAGACCGACUGAACUCUUUACUACAACCUCAGAAGCUGGCAACAACAGAGCUGAUGGCCUCCCAUUUGUACACAUCAUACAAUAAACAUGUCAGCUUGCAUAAGGCCUUUACUGAGGUUUUCCUUGAUGACAGCCAUACUCCAGCCAACUGCCACAUAUCGCUGACAGUCAAUGCCCCAGUGCUGGGCCUAACGGUACGCUUCCCUAUCCCUGACUUGCGCUCAGAUCAGGAGAGAGGGCCCUGGUUUAAGAAGUCCCUUCAGAAAGAAGUUUUACUCCUGGAGCUGGAAGACCUGGAAAUGAAAACAGAGUUCAUGGGUGGCAGCUCUCCAGACCAAACCAAGAUGGAGCUCACCUUUAGGGAGCUAAUUGGGAAGUUUCAGGAGGAGCCAGAUCAACCAGCUACUCGAUUUCUCAGAGUGUCCCACACAAUGGAUGGAGACAUGACUACAUCUGAAAGUGUCAAGUUUGACUGGCCAAGGGUUGUGCUGAAGAUGAACCCCACUGCAGUCCACUCAAUCCUAGAGAGGGCGACAGCUGAAGAUGAUGAGGGUGCUGAGGACCAUUCUCUUGAAGAGGAAGAGGAAGAAGGGGCUGCUCAUUCACUGAAAGAUGUGUGUGACUUUGGGAAACCAGAGCCGUCACCCUUUUCGUCACGAAGGGUUAUGUACGAGAAUGAAGAGAUGGUUAUUCCUGGUGAUGUCGCUGAGAUGACAGAGUUUCAAGAAAAAACCAUGAACAACUCUCGCUUUGUCCUUGAGUUGUGUUUCCCCAACGUGCAAUUAGUCCUCCCCAACAAGGCAUUUUAUGAGAAGCUUCACAACAGGAUAAACAAUGACCUGCUGCUGUGGGAGCCCACUGCUCCAUCUCCAGUGGAGACGGUGGAAAGCAUGCCUUAUGGAGUUGGACUCUCUGUUGCCAGUCAGCUGAUCAACACUUACUCCAAAGACAGCUUCAGCCAGUUUCGCUCCACAGGUCCUGAGGAUGAGACCAGUGGUUCUGAGGAGGAGACCAUGCACUAUUACUGUCCUGCAUCUGACCUUGGCCUUAGGUCUCGCAAGAAGAAAAAACCCAAAGCUCAGUGCAAGACCUCGCAGAGCUUGUUCUCCGUCAUCCUCAGUGUCAAUCAUGGCCUGGUGGCUCUCCAAACUAAUGCCAAGAAGGAGGAUAAAAGUGUUCUGAAAAACAGACAUGGCGAGUUCUGGCUGGAGGUGAAAAAUGCUGUGCUCUUUAGUGUGACGCAAUAUGAAGGCUACAAAGACCAGCACUAUGUCUGCUUCCACACCAGCAAUGUUGGCAUGUAUCAUCAAGGACUUUUGGAUGGAGGUACUUCUGUCUCAGAAAUCAAGUUACCAGGCAGGACGCAUCCACACUGGUUAGAGCCCACUAUCUACCAAUCAGAGACGUCUCCCGAGAGAUCUUCAACACCCUCGGAGGGCAUCGGUCUGGAGGCCCGCAGCAUGGUUUCUGUUGCUGUCAAAAUCUCAUCACAGAACACAGAACGCAAUGUUAAGGAGUUUCUGGUUGCUAUUGGAGUGAGAGGAGCCACCCUCCAGCACAGAGUGGUCCCUCCCAGUCUGGGUUGGUAUGACCAGAUUGUUGACUUUCUGAAUGUUUCUGAUGAGCCUGUGCUGGGUUACGCCCCUCCAACAUCUGUCACAACCUUACAUUUACACCUGUGGAGCUGCUCUUUAGACUACAGACCCCUUUACCUGCCAGUCAGAUCACUGCUGGUUGUGGAGACUUUCAGCAUCUCCAGCAGCGUCUCAUUAGAUCACUCCUCAUCUACACUCAGGAUCAUUUUGGAUGAAGCUGCUCUGUUCCUGUCAGACAAGAAUAACGCUGUCUCGGUCAAUCUAGUACGAGACUAUGUCCAAGUAGUCGACAUGGGAACACUGGAGCUGAGGAUUACGGCUGUCAAGCCUGGAGUAGAUGGAAAAUUGUCAGAGCCCAGGUUUGAGCUGCGCUGCUCCAGCGACGUUAUUCACAUCAGAACAUGUUCGGACUCCUGCGCCGCUCUCAUGAACCUGAUCCAGUAUGUAGCAAGUUAUGGAGAUCUGAUGCCUCCUGCAGAACCUGAGACCAAGCACAGCAGCUCAACUCAGAAAACAAAGGUGGAGUUUCCUAGUCGGCUCACCUCUCAGACCCCACUGCUCGCUGAGACAGAGCAGCAGAUCCUGCAGGAUCUGAUGAGUGAGGCAAUGGAGGAGACAGAUGGGCAGCAUGUACCAGGACUGCAGCAAAAUGGUGCACAUGAGGAACAGAAUCAAGAUCAUGACCCGCCUCGCUCUGACCUGUUCUUGUUCCCGGAUGAGAGUGGGAACAUAACCCAGGAUUUGAGCCCCACCUACCCUCUACUUCACUCUCCUUUGAUCACUCCUGUGCCUUCGCUUGCCCAAGAAACUGAUGACUUUUGUAUUCUUGAGACACCAGGUUCAAGAGGAGAGGAUCUCGAUCAGGAGCCAGUGGUAAAGCAGCUCACCUCGGACAUUGUGGAAAUCAAAGACGAUCACUUCAGUCAGCCCCUAUAUGGGAGCGACACCAGCCGUGGAGCUAUGAACUUUCCCAUCCCAGAAGUACGAUACCUUAUCAAAGAGAUCUCUGUUGUCUGGCACCUUUACGGAGGGAAAGACUUCGGGAGUGCGACUUUCACAGCAUCACCUGCUAGAAGCCGAGGGUCUACACCUCAUAGCUCCCCCUCUCAAACUCCAGUGAGGCAGGCCAAGACUUCAGGACGCACAGGCGGGGGAAAAGGAAGGAACCCGGACGUCCUGAUGGAGAUACAGCUCAGCAAGCUGAGAUUUCAGCAUGAGGUGUACCCACAGACUCAAGUUGCAUCUGGGUCAGCGAUGGAUCAGCCUGUCUCUAGGCAGGUGUUCAUUGUGCAGGACUUGGAGAUUCGAGACAGAUUGGCUACUUCACAAAUGAACAAGUUCCUGUAUUUGUAUUCUAGCAAAGAAAUGCCCCGAAAAGCUCAUUCUAACAUGUUGACAGUUAAGGCUCUGCACAUGUGUCCUGAGUCAGGCCAGGCUCCACAGGAAUGCUGUCUGCGGGUUUCCCUGAUGCCUCUACGCCUCAACAUCGAUCAGGAUGCCCUCUUCUUCUUGAAGGACUUUUUCACCAGUCUUGCCACUGAAGUGGAGUUUUUUUCUCCGCCUGCUCAAGAAGCUGUCAGUGUCUCCACAAAAAAAGCAUCCGCUCCAGAGAUCUCCUGCAGCUUCUCCAAGCAUGCUGGCAGCAGUCAGGACCCAGCCCCAAUCAUCUCAGUACCUGCUCAGAGACGCCUGAGCCACAAUGGAUUCUCCACAUCUAGCAGAGAGGAACUGAAUGACAGUGAAGCUUCUGCUGCUCCCUUCACAGACCAGCCUAUCUUCUUUAGGGAGUUUCGGUUUACUUCUGAGGUUCCCAUUCGCUUGGAUUACCAUGGGAAACAUGUUUCAAUGGAGCAGGGAACAUUUGCAGGGAUCAUUAUCGGGUUAACACAGCUGAAUUGUUCAGAGCUGAAACUGAGGCGCCUUUGCUACAGACAAGGAUUAUUAGGUGUGGAUAAGCUGUUUUCCUAUGCAAUAAAUGAGUGGUUAAAUGACAUUAAGAAGAACCAGCUUCCAGGAUUAUUGGGUGGAGUGGGGCCAAUCCACUCUCUGGUACAACUAGUUCAGGGAUUCAGAGACUUGGUGUGGCUGCCGAUUGAGCAGUACAGAAAGGAUGGUAGGAUAGUGCGAGGGUUUCAGCGUGGCACUGCCUCCUUUGGAACUUCUACGGCUAUGGCUGCUCUAGAGCUCACCAACAGGAUGGUGCGGACAAUUCAGGCAGCAGCAGAAACAGCAUACGACAUGGUGUCUCCUGUCCCAGAUGAAAGAGACAUGAAGAGGAUAAAACGUUUCUCACAUUAUGGCCUGGCUCAUCAGCCUGUGGACCUGAGAGAGGGUGUGGCCAAAGCCUAUACUGUCGUAAAAGAGGGGAUCACAGACACGGCUCUGACCAUCUACGACACCGCCACCAGAGAGCACGAGCAACGUGGGAUGACAGGCGCUGUGGGUGGAGUUCUCCGCCAGCUCCCACCAGCAGUGGUCAAACCUCUCAUUAUGGCCACUGAAGCCACCUCCAACGUCCUGGGUGGGAUGAGGAACCAGAUUCACCCCGAUGCCAGACAGGAGGAGUCUCAAAAAUGGAGGCAGGGUGAGGAGUGAUUCUCGUUGCCAUGUGGUACCUCAAAUCAUGACUGUGCAGAAGCAGCAAAUGGUGAAAAUAAUAGAAAAUUUUCUUUAUGAAGACAUCUCAGAGGUUUAUUAAAGCUCUGAUGUAAAUAAACUCUGUUCAUCUCAUGGCAAUUUGAGCUACCGUGGUUCAGCUUGUGUCAGUUCCUUCACAGUGCCUUCAUGGUUAUCAGCAAUUAGCCACAGUACAUUUAAUCAAAGGGAUGAAAAUAAUGAGCCACAUUUUGUCUUAAUGUGGAAAAUGCUCUAUUGUGGAAUAAACAAUGGCAUUAAAGAUAUAAAAUCCUAACAAUAAAGACAUAGGCUGCUUUCACGAGGUGCAGAAAUUAGCUUCAUUCUCAAACAGCUGUUUACAAGAUGUGUGUUGUUGCGUUCCCCAUCCUAUUUGAUGUCAACAGACACUAAUAAUCUAGUUAUAUUGACCUGUAAUUUAUAAAAACUGCACUGUAUGUUGGCUUUAUUUACUGUAUAUAUUCCUGAUGUGUUACAUUUCAUGCAAAUAUGAGAGAACAAAUACAGAUCUGAAUGUUUGAAGUUCUGUAAUCAGCACUUUUAAGUGACUCAAAAGGUUGCUUCCUCAAAUGAAUGACACAUGGGAAGAUCACUCAGAUUUGUGAUAGUUUUGUAAUUUUAUUUUGAGCUGUGAUCAAUGUUGUAUACAUUUUGAGAAAGCUGCUGUGACAAGAUGUUUUUGAAAGUUAAAAAACGUUCAAAUGUUUCAUUCUUUCACUUUGCUGCUCACAUUUCACACUGUUGACACAAAACAGUCCACCCAAACUCUUGAAGAAAAGUCUUAAAUCCUGUGUACAAGAUUUUUUUUAAGUGUAUGUUUGAUUUUUGAUUUUUAGCUUGAAGGUGUAUUGCAGACAUUUUGAUUGACCCAUUUUGUUGUUUAUGUGGCCAGGAUAAUAUUCCUUGUACAUAGGUGUACAGUUAAAUUGAUGAAUUUGUAUUAAAAGCAUGAAAGGGAAAUAAAAACAGUUAUACCCAUGAAAUAAA
Molecule: messenger RNA, 7604 nt
Organism: Cheilinus undulatus (humphead wrasse)
Lineage: Eukaryota; Metazoa; Chordata; Actinopteri; Labriformes; Labridae
Product: autophagy-related protein 2 homolog B-like
Exons: 43
Coding region: 348-6578 (2076 amino acids)
Biological process (GO): autophagy of mitochondrion; piecemeal microautophagy of the nucleus; reticulophagy
Cellular component (GO): extrinsic component of membrane; phagophore assembly site
Molecular function (GO): phosphatidylinositol-3-phosphate binding
Source: RefSeq, a predicted model, not a curated record